Messenger RNA from Daucus carota subsp. sativus, 1846 nucleotides. RefSeq names its product pentatricopeptide repeat-containing protein At1g07590, mitochondrial. Gene Ontology annotation, cellular component: mitochondrion. Gene Ontology annotation, molecular function: protein binding. The record is from RefSeq and is a predicted model, not a curated record. The transcript is spliced from 2 exons. Lineage: Eukaryota; Viridiplantae; Streptophyta; Magnoliopsida; Apiales; Apiaceae. The coding region runs from base 133 to 1707 and encodes 524 amino acids.
UAAUGGGAUGAAAGCUAAUAAAAAAAUCUAGCACCCGAUUAAAAAGUGGUUGUUAGCGUGUUGUUAGCUUGUGCACAUGACACACGCCGUAAAAUCCGAUAUUCAUUGUACUGUUACAUUCUCCGUCCAACGAUGCAGACAUUAAUCAUAAACAGAAAAAAUCUCUUACGGGCAAUUUGUCCAGCAUUCUGCUAUACAUGGACAGUCUAUCCAACUCAACCCAAUUGUUACCACUUCUGUACCCAAACAUUUAAUAACUCUGACGAAAAUGUUAAAGAUUAUAAAGAUAAAGAAACGAUCACGUUGUGUAGAAGAAUUGAGAUGCUCCCACGAGGAGAAUCAAUCGGUUCGGCCUUUCAGAGUUGGAUGGGUGAAGGCCUACCAGUCCAAAGAGCCGAUAUUUUUCAUACCAUCAAUCGUUUACGCAAGCGUAGAUUCAACAAACGUGCCCUUGAGGUAAUGGAAUGGGUGAUCAGGGAAAGACCAUAUAGGCCAAAGCAACUAGACUACUCGUAUUUACUGGAAUUUACCACUAAGCUUCAUGGGGUUUCUCAUGGUGAAAGACUCUUUUCUUGUGUUCCAUUAGAAUUUCAAUGUGAGUUGCUGUAUAACAGUCUAGUGAUGGCGUGCUUGGAUAAGGGCAAGAUUACCCUUUCACUUGCUUACAUGAGAAAAAUGAGGGAACUUGGUUAUUCGAUCUCGCACUUAUGUUUCAAUAGGCUGAUUAUUCUUCAUUCCUGUCCUGGACGUAAAAAAGCCAUUCCAAAAAUUUUGAAGCAGAUGCGAGCUGAUAAAGUGACUGCUCAUGUAUCCACAUUUAACAUUCUGAUGAAGAUCGAAGCAAAUCAGCAUAACAUUGAUAGGUUGGUAAAUGUGUAUGAAGAUAUGAAGCGAGCAAAAGUUGAACCCAAUGAAAUAUCUUUCUGCAUAUUGGGAACUGCAUAUGCUGAAGCAAGAUUGUAUACUGUAUGUGCAGCUUAUGUUGAAGCUAUAGAGAAGUGCAUGACAGGAAAUAACUGGUCAACAACAGACAUUCUUAUUAUGCUGUAUGGGUACUUGGGAAAGCGGAAGGACGUUGAAAGAAAAUGGCGGUCUUUACAAGAACUUCCUCAUUUAAUGUCCAAGAGCUUUGAAUUGGCGAUUGAAGCAUUUGGUAGGAUUGGAGAGGUAAAGCGGUCUGAAGAAAUUUGGCAUGAUAUGAAAACAAAGCAGGGAUUGAAGUCAACUGAGCAGUUCAAUUCAAUGAUAUCUGUUUACUGUAAACAUGGUUUUGUUAGUGAAGCAACAGAAGUGUGCAAAGAGAUGGAACAGAUUGGAUGCAACCCAAAUGCUGUAACUUACCGACACCUUGCUUUAGGUUUACUAAAAGCGGGGUCAGCAAAGGAAGCUCUGCGAACUUUAGAGCUGGGGAUGCAACACUCGGCAAUAAUGAAGAUCAGGCAAUCAACUCCAUGGCUAGAAACCACGCAUUCAAUGGUUGAAAUAUUUGCAGAGAAGGGUGAUGUGGAGAAUGCAGAGAAGUUGUUUGAAGAAUUAAAGAAAGCAAAUUAUACCAAAUAUACUUUUGUGUACAACACCCUAAUCAAGGCGUAUGUUAAGGCCAAAAUAUUUGAUCCAAAACUUUUGAAGAGGAUGAUCUUAGGAGGGGCUAGGCCAGAUUCAGAGACCUACAGUCUGUUGAAGCUUACUGAACAGUUUCGAACCUGAUGUGGUUAUCAUUGGUUUAAAUAUAUAGGGGCCUUUCUCAUUCUCAAUAAUCUAGAAUGGAAUGAGGAUGCUAGUUUGGUGCCCAAAUCCCAAUGCUGCAAGUGCAUUACCAAUUUGGUGAGUGAAGGAGAAUUAUCAU